This is a messenger RNA of Varroa destructor (honeybee mite), 9529 nucleotides long. RefSeq lists its product as uncharacterized. NCBI's taxonomy places the organism in Eukaryota, Metazoa, Arthropoda, Arachnida, Mesostigmata, Varroidae. The record is from RefSeq and is a predicted model, not a curated record.
AGAAUUUAGAAUACUGAACAUUUUAUAUUUUUGUUCACACACUCUUUCUAUAUAUACAUAUGCAUGUAUAUGGCCAUUGACGGGUUUGAACCAGCUGUUUCUCACACACAAGCGCAGAAAUGGUGCAGGCCAUAUGAUCCAAAGCCAGACGUUCCUAAGCAUACCUUAGCUUUCUUGUCGAAAGUUAACGCAACAAUGUUCAAAGUAUUAGAAAUGUUUUAUUACUAAAAGGGUUUGAUUCAACUGUUUGACGUCCGCCGCGCGUUUCUUGUGUCCUUUCUCAAAUAGCUCCCUCCCGGCUGUCCUCCAUUACGGCGCGGGUAGUUUCGAUUUUGAAUUCAUAAUACCGCUGAUGCAACGGUUAUGAGCAGGUUAACGGCUCCACCAUUAUGCACGGGCGACGAUCAAUAAUAAAAAAACGCGACGACGACGAGGUCACGUUGACCCGUCCUCUGAAUAAACGCGUAAGCUUUAGCGUCAGCAAUCAGACACGGGUGUUCUCGGUCGAUUCCGAUGAAUCGAAACAGACCACAUUUGGGGGGGACUGUUCCUCAGUUUCUCUUGGAGAAAUGUCGACCCUGCAUGAUCAACAAUCUUCGCUGCAUGGCACUUGCCUUAUGGAUCAAGAAUCAUUUCAGCAAAGAAACCUCUCUAAAAGACUCCAUAGCAGCAAUUCCACUCUAGACGGACUUCCCGACACCUCUGCACUCAUGGAAAUGUCACUGUCAUCCACUCCUUCUCAAGAUAGAAAUGAUGAAGAUGCUGGUUGGUUGGAUGAUGAAGAGAUCAGCGACACGGAACAUAGCAAAGGCCCGCUCGAUGGUGAAUGUACGGAAGUUGCAGCUAAAGAUGACGAUGAAGAAAGUGUGAUUAUGACAAACGUCAGUGACCAGGAGACCUCGGGUCAAUCCAAUGCUGCUCUUAAAUCUGAAGCGGUCUGUCCGUCGUUAACACCACCAGAAGAACCAACGCGUCGGAAAUCUUCAGAACAGGAAGACAAAACUCACCCUGUAGAGCUUUGCGACGAAAAAACUGGUCCCGUGAGAGAGGAGUUGCGCAAGGUCGCUGAAGGACUUCUUCCAGCGGAAACCAGGCCCGACAUUUACGGCAUUAAGGCUGCUCUGCAAGGUCGCGCUGAACGUAAACGGAACAACGUAAACAUCAACCCUGUCCACGAGUACACCUUCGCAAAUAAUACUAUUACGGGUAUUCGGUUUUCAAAUAUAAUGCCUGAUGAAACUAUGGCCGAAGAGCUUUCUCGGCGCUCGCCUUCGUCUGAGGAGAACAGCAAGUUAUAUUCUAUCAAUAGAAAUCGAGCAGAUGAGUCUCGGAGCGAAUCAGUAUAUCAGUCGUUGCCUCCGCCAAAUCUUUCUUCGUGUAUUGAUCCGUCAGAGACGUUUAUUGAAAAAAAUCCUUCAGCUAACGAAGCAAGCACCGCGGAUCACAGUGAGUCAGCAGACAGCCUCGAGAAUUCUACCUGCUACGAUGAUCUCAGCAAAUUAAAUAAAAGCUCCCACAGGAAUCGGAGCAAUACAGCAUACAAUGCCGGCACUUCAUUGAUGCAAGAAAGUGUUGUAACGGCAUCAAUGUCAAUUAGGAAUGAAUUUAUAUCUUUCAACUGUACAGAUAUUGAGACAAUGAAUUGCACGGAUGUGACCGAAGACAACGAACAUUAUGAAGAAGAUGAACAUGAGACCGCAACCGACGACAUCGAAUAUCAUCAUCAAGAUGAUGCGACUAGACUAAAUGAAUCUCAGGGGUCCUUCGCGGCAUCGACGUCGGCAAUAAUCUCCGGUUGUGAAGAGCUUGAUGAAGCACAAGGUCCAAGUCGUAUGGAAAAUGCUAGCAUAUUACCAAUCUACGAAGCGACUUCUGCCACAGUUAGCGACGAAGAGGUGAGAGCGAAUGAUUGUCAAAAUGUGGAUGAAACGUCAGCUCUUAUUGGAACCGAAAAGCGCGAUGAAACAGCUGGUAAACGUCGGACGUUUAUAUUGCGAACUGCUGAAAAAUGUAAAGAAGAUCCGGAGAUUUCUGGCAGCGACAAAGAUACCAACGAUAGCAGAGGCAGUAAAGACAACAGCGACGACCUCCAGGACCGUACAUGUAAUGACACCUUGAGCCAACCAGGAUUUGAUCGCCAACUGGACGUAAGUGGCGUUCAACCUCUUGAUGAAAUCGAGGCACCGCUGAUAGAAUGUGAUCCGAGCAAUGAGUGGAAUCAUACGGAAACGACUUUUACGAAAGGACGGCUAUCGUAUAGGGAAUGCGAUGAAGCUGGCAAGAGAGACCGACUAUUGAAAAUUGGAGAUCGAUCAGCGUUGAACCAGACUAAGGUUGGCGUGGGAAUCGCUAAUGAAACCUACAGUAUAGCCAGGUCUCCUGAGAAGCCGGCUUCUCGUGACGACGAGGUGAGUCUUCUGCACGAUGAACCCGAAAUCCCGGGAUUCCAUGACUGCACUGAUAUCAUUUUCGGCAGCCAUUUCGGUGAAACUUCGGGUCGCACUUUAUCGGACCGGAGCGGAGUGUCCCCGUUUGGCACGCCGCUGUCACAGCGAACAAACUUAAACAAUUCCAUUAAACCAACUUCACUUGCAACAAAACAAAAUUUCACGGAGGACCAAUUGCUUGCAGAAUUUCCCGAGCUUUUUAAAGGUAUAACAAUGUUGUCUCCAAAAAAGUUACCGCCCGUCACUUCCCCAGUGAAGGUACACGUCAAAUAUGGCAUGGACGCCGCUGCCUUGAAAAGAACGCUUGUGCCUGAGGAAAAUACAGGAUAUCAGGAAAACCUGAGACGACAGCUGGACAAAAUGCGCUCGGAGCAAGACGGUUUCAAGGCGCUUCUCUCACGCGUAAACGAGUUCCUAGUUCGCGCCAAACCAUGGCCCUUAAUCAACAAGGCUCAACUAGAGGAAGUCGCUCCGCAUCAGGAUAUUUAUGUUGAGUGUAACUUCGAAACAAGAUCCGCUUCUGUUAGUUACUCAAAACAUGACCUUGCUCUAGUCAGAAUCGAUUGCCGCGAACUCCCGAGAGGUGAUGUACAAGGCGAAAUUGUCGAUUGCACAGAGACAGAUCCGCACCGCAGCAGUGGGGGUCUUUUUGCGUUGGCCCCUCUCGUGGUUACAUGGACGCGGAGGGCGCUAGUUCGAAAUUGUGAGGGCACGGUAUGGCGUGCGAGUUCGUGGUCGGAUGCUGAAUUGAAGAUACGUUCAGCCAUCGAAGUACUGGAGGCGAAUUGGGCAUCCUUCAAAGGCGUCGAGUUUUGGUUAAAGACGGACACUGCGCUCAUCGCCGGAAAAAAGAGGGUGUCAUUUGGAGGCGUUGUCUGGCGUUGUAGACAAGUAAGGGUAUUUAUAGACGCGGAUUUACAAGUGGAGUUCGAGGUAGGACAGCUUGAGGGCGAUUGUAACCCAAAGGAUUUCGAACUCAAAAUGGACGAACUCCAUGAGGCAUGGAUGUUAGGUGAUGAUAUAUUAAACUUUCGAAAGAGAGUCAACGCAGUCCACACGAGGACAUUGGAACUUGCUGCAGAAAGAACAAUCGAGAAGUUUAAGAAUCAACGUCUUGAGAAGUUCCGCAAGUGACGUCUGUUUGGUGGAGAGAUAGCAGUGCUUGAUUCGCUGCGUACAACUCCGACUAAUUCUACAGAUGGAUUGCGGUAAGAGCGCGAAGUUUUGAUAGCUCGAACCGCCGUAAUGGCGCAAAAUUGGUACCUAUCUGUGUAAAUACGGUAGUUGACAAAUAUGAAAAAGAGCAGUGCAUGAUUAACCAACACAAAGGGGGACCCGCGGAUAAUAACAGAAGCAAGGAAGGUUUUAGCCAAAGGAUAGUACCGAAGGCCACAAAAGGAGGAGCCUAUAGAGAAGGUAUAACACAGAAAGAGAAUUGCUUAGUGAACAGUAGUAGAGUGUUUCGUUGAAACCAAUGAAAAGUGGCUACGGAGGCCAAGCUCACCCAAAAGCCCUCAAUUGUCUCUUAUUAUUCUUUUUCUUUGGUGAUGACAACGACAAGGCGUUCAUUCGGCAUAACUAAGUUGGCAGAUCUCAAACACGACAAACGAUGUCCGUCUGAAAGCUAAACGGCUUCUAUGAGUGACGCGGCAGUAGCCUCACUUGUUAGGCCGAACGAAUCCCAUGAUGGUGACAAUGCUAAAAAGUAAAACUACUAUGACCGCUAAAAAAUAGGGAUGCCUUUUAUAGUCUUCGUUUCCAUCCUCCUCCUGCUAAAGGUUCCGGAAUUCUUGAUCGGUUGAAAUCGGUGGAUGACUAUUAAAUAGACUAAAUGUGUAUUCACGUUGCUAUGUAAGAUUAUAUUAUUGAACGCAUUUAUAGGUGGGUCUCGCCGUAAUCGUCAUUAUAUCUUUUCGGUUAUGAUGUAUGGCCAAAGGUGAACAUAAUUCGAUUUUUCUAAAAGUGGUCUGCAAUAUAUGUUGUAUAAUACAUCUACUAAACUCGCAAAAAACAAUUUCCCUACGGCAGCCACAUCUUGUGCACAAUAGACGGCUUGAAAGGAUUUCAGCCCUCACAAGUAACCUUUAUUUUCUUAGUGCUUUAUUCAAUUCAUUCAAAGCAAGAAUAUGCGCUUACAGAACUUCAUGUAAGUUGCCUUAGAAACAAAUCGCUCCUGCGUACAUUAGGGUCUUCUUAUUUGAAAUAAGCAAAUAUACCUCAAUCAAAUUUACAGCCCUUUAAUGAUUCAUGCAUAAUGACGUCGACUAGGACUCACUGAAUUAGAGGGCCAAAAUUUUCUAUAUUUGUUCUCCCUUUUGCAGUAGCUACUUAGUAAAAGCGCAUUUGCAACUUCUACCAUACUGCCGCGUCCGCUGUUGUAGAAUUAUAACAUUUGUAAAGGUUUUUAUAAACGGACCAAAGCUGGCAUUCGGGCAUCAAGUCAGCGUUGCCGGACACGCAGCCAUGGCAUAACACACAAUUGUUUGUAGUUUUAACGUCGUUGUAUCACUAUAGCGGUAAGCAUCGGUAGUAUCCAUUUCUAACCCUCUUAACAGCUGCUGGCCUAAAGGUUUAUUUAGCACCUAUUAAAUAUAGUUUGAGAAUCAAGCAGUCGCUGUACUCACACAGUACAAUCAGUACUUAUACGCUGUGUUUCACGUCAUGUUUUAUAUAAUUCCAUGACAACUGUGAAGUAUGUAAAAGAUACAUGUGCCUAAAUGCUUCUAUAUAAAUAAGAUCAUAAAUAAAAAACAGUUAAAAAAAUCCAUAAUUAGGCAUAAAAUCAAGAGCUAUACUGACACGUGAGCAAAAUAGGCCAGCGCAUUUGUUGAAGUUGUUUGAGUGUUCGCAGCAGAUUGAUCGCCUCUUUACACUAUGUUAGACAAGGUGCGUUUACAACACGUUAUCGAAGCAGCAGUAUCCGUAAUUGGUAGUCUGCAUUUCACUGCAACUGCAUAGAAUGCAAUUCAUAGUCGCAGUUUUUGUGGUGAUAGAACUAAUACUACAGGAAGUAUCAUAAAAGGGUUCGGUCUCUCCUCUCUCCCCUCAGUUGAACCCCUCUUCGUUUCACCUUUCAUUCGAAUCUCUAUGACAUCUGCCGAAUGACAGCUUCAGCUGGACUGGGCCUCACCAUCAUCAAUCAUUGAUCUUCUCGAGACAACAAUAACAACAACCACAGAGAGCUAAUCGUUCAUCACAAAAAUGGCCGUUCGUGUAACCAAAGUCUGCCUUUGCUGCAGCCUAAGGGCCUCCUGUGUGAUGAUAGCCAUUUCGUGCAUUACGCUGUACCUCUGGCAAAUUGUCCAGUAUGGUGAUAUUAUGGAAAUCAGUAACGUCAAAGGAACGUACUCGAAAACAGGCAUCUCGUAUACGGGCGCCGUUUUCGGUAUGAUAGUUGAUUGUGCCUUCAUUAUCGUCAACGUCAUCUUCCUCAUCGGCAUUAUUCUGUACCGGCGUCAGUUAUUUAUUCCCUGGAUUGGUGUAGCCGUCGUAAUGGUAAUCAAAGAAAUUAUUUAUGUCAUGUUCUACCUAUACGCUUGGAUCGACGGCUCGAAAUACGGACAUCUGGGAAGUGGCAUCCUUCUUUCAGCGGGCAACGUAAUCGUUCUGAUCAUUUAUAUCGUUAUUGUGCGAAGCUAUUACGAGGUUCUCAAAGAAGAAGAUCGGAUCGGUGGAGUUAUCGUAUAAUCUCAUCCCAGUGCUGCCAUCUGGUGCCGUCUUUACAAGUUAAACAUACUAAUGUAUGUUAAUGUGUAAUGUAAAGAAACCAGCCAACUCGUAAUAUAAUUUACAAUAAUUAUAGAUACUGAUUAAUAAUAUAAUAAUUAUAAUUUCACCGCGGCGUGCCGUGACGCAUCGUGGAAGGCCUGUGUCGUGUCAGCAACCGCCGGUGAUUGGCAUAAGAACAAGUUUUAUUGACGAUCUUUGGUUCAGCAAAUUGAUAUACGUGGCCGUAUGCAGAAUAUGAUCAUGUCCGCAUGACUCCCCAUCCCAUACUUUCAUCAUUUUCCUUAAUACCGAUCUACUCAGUACUCUAAAUUCUACAAGUUUUUGUGGUUAAACAACUUGUGCAAAACUAGUGUUAACGGUGAGGCUAUCCUGUAGCAACGCUCAAGACCUUUUGCUUUAGUACUUACUGCUCUGUUCACCCGUUCAGCCUAACGGCUAACACGUUCGCUCAUUUAAUGUGUAUGUUAUCAUCGUAAUCAAAUUUUAUAAAACAUAAAAUGCCCGCUAAUGAUUAAACCUCAAUAAAUAUAACGAAUUCAGAGCAAAACAGGCAUGGUAUCAGUACGUAUUGAACUAAAAGAUUCAUUAGGUAAAGCUUUAUUUUAAGGCUUAGCUAUUAAUCAAAUGUAAACCUGAUCUUGCAUAACAUUUUAGGUUAUUUUUUUUUUUCUUAAUUUUGUUGCCUAUAAUUUAAACAUGUUCCUAUUACCUGUCUAUGGAUUUACUUUUGGUAGUAGUGAUACAUUAGAGAGAUGGCAUCGCAGGCCCAUUUAGUUUUGAGAUUCAUAUUAUCACAAGGCUAUAUAUUCAUAUUAUACAUAAAAUGUACAAUAUGAAUGUCUAGCAUGGAAAAAUGCUUGCAUUUUAUACAGUUCAUCUCAGAAGACUAACAUCGAUAAGCUGGUCACCUCUAGCGUCUGAAUACUACUUUAAGCUAUGCGUAAUCAAUCAUUUUAGUCCCGCGUGUAAGUAUAUUUGUGCCCAGUCAAAGCUGAAAUAUUCGCGCAAGUUCACCAUUGUGUUUUAGCCGAUUCAAAUUAGAAGAAUUUGGAAGAUUUACUACAGACGUAGUAGUAGUAGUAGUAGUAGUAGUAGUAGUAGUAGUAGUAACAACAGCUGACAACUUUGUUAUUUUCUGAUUCAUCGGUUGAAAUAUAAUGCUCAAUACUAAGUGAUCUCUAAUACUUUUUGGUUUAUUUUUUUUUUAUAAACUGAGAAACCCUGGAAAUGGUUAAACAUAUUUCAAAGCAACGGUUGGAUUUAAGCUAGAGGGAGUAAGCAAUACAAUAUAAUAACUGAAUUUGUUAAUAAUCUGGCUAAUUUUGAAUUGAAUAUAUUAAUAAAUUGAUAAACGUUUCGCUAGCCGAUAGCUUAAGGUACCAUCGUAAUAUCUUAUAAUAACUACGACGAAUUACCUUGACUUUCAGAUAGAGUAACAUGUUUCUCAACACCGAAAGAGCACAAUUCAAUUACAGUUAUCUUAUUCAUCCUUUUUGUCUCUUGUUGAUGACUCGCCUCAGAUUGCUUUCGAGAUUUUGUCCUAUCCGAGCUUCAUUAAACAGAGGAAAAAAAUAUUUGCGAAAAUACACCUUCGUUAACGUAGUUUAACUUAAUUUCAAUAUAAACAUAAUAAACAAGAAACAAUAUAAACUGAAUGGAACUUGAACAGAAAAUCCAAUUCUCACAUAUGCAAAAAAAUCUUGAUUUUCAUAUAAUAACGAUUUUUUUAAAUUACAACCUUUUUUUUUCUUACAAACUAAGCAUAGCUAACGAACAUUACGCAUGUGCUCGGAAUAACAAUUGCAUGAUGAUUAUUAUCACUGGGACUAUAUAAAAUAUAUAAAGAUGGUACAGUAUGUAUUUCUUGCUAAGACGAUAUGAGACGCUAUUACUAUUAGUAAAAUGAAAACUAUAAUGAACUAUGAAAACUAAAAAAAAAUACAUUUUUCAAUAUAUCGGCACAUAUCUAUUGUUGAACAUUAUAUAAAUCCAUACAUUUUACCCUCUUCUAGUGUUUAGAGACGAGAUGACUUGAGCAUUUGAGGAUAAUAUCAUCAGAUACAUUUAUUGUAACGUUAUCAUGAUACAUUAGAUUACUAGACGAUUGCUAACUUAAUGGCGUCGAUUAACAUUCAUAUAUGUUCCUGCUGUAAGACAGGAUAAACUUCUAACUUGUCAACAAUAGACAAACCCAAAUUAAAGAGACUCACAAAUACUAACCGCCGUUAGUAUUUGAUUUAGCAACGAGUUACGGUGAUCGCAGGCGAACUUCUAGAUCGAAUUUGUCGUUAGUUGUCAUCAUUGGCAAGAGUACAUACAUGUGACGUCUUCAGAUAUCCUAGGGCGCACUUAAGAAUUAGUAUAGUCGUGUUAAUUUAGUUCCUAACUUACAAGCAUACCCAACUCAAGUCGAAAAACAUUCUGGUACUCAAAAUAUUCUGUCUUGUUCCUCUUUACACCUAGCUUAAUGUAUAUCUAACCAUCAUUUUUGUAUUGAUUCCUGCAAUUGUUUUUCUGACAGAUUGCCCCGUUAUGAUGGGGUUACAGAUGACUGUAAAUUGACGCAUGCGACAGGACUUCAACAUUGACUAAUAGUACAAUAACAUUUCAGCAAACAUACGGUUUGUUAAUAUUUAACAGAAAUAUUUAGCUAGAAAAAUCUUGAAUAAAUUCGGCUAUUAGUAUUAACAAUCUAAUAGAGAAUCAAAAGUAGUUCGAUUGUUGCGUUUCAAGAACCCUAUUACAACAGUUGUAGAUGUAGUCUGUUUUCCUUUUAGAUCCGGCCAAAAAACCAACAGGAGCUCAGUCUAACAUGACAUUGUCUAUAUACUGAUUGAUUAAUAGAGGAGUUAUGGGUAUCACAUUUUUGUGCUGGUUUCCUCUUGACAAGUAUGUAUACAAGAAAUAUUUUCAAACGCAUAACAAUGCCGAUUGACCACUCCAGUGAAGCAGCAAAAAAGUGAAGCCGAUUACGUGAGUAUGGAGCAAUAUAGUCCGAUUAAAGGACCACGUCUGAAUUACACCGUAGUUAAUAGGACCUGUGUCAAAACGCAACGAGAACUGAGUAACAUCAAUUAUAUUUCAAGUGUGAAUUUACUAUAGAGUAUCCCUUUGUGCUAGUAUGACAUACACGAGGAGUCCACGUUGUACACACGUGUAGAAUUCUCGGAAAUAGAUAGGCUUAACUUAAAUAGGUAAUGAAACAAAGCGGUCAAUAAAGGCUAAAAAAAGCUAGCAUGAGCUUUCAAUUUUAGUUUUCAAAACAUACUACUAUUCAAUAUUACGCAUCACUCUUAUUGGAAUCAUACGACGUAUUUAUAUUUAUUCAAAGUUCGGCAAAAUCUCUUAGUAUU